Molecule: messenger RNA, 375 nt
Organism: Colletotrichum truncatum
Lineage: Eukaryota; Fungi; Ascomycota; Sordariomycetes; Glomerellales; Glomerellaceae
Product: C6 zinc finger domain-containing protein
Source: RefSeq, a predicted model, not a curated record
AUGGAACUGAACAAGAUUAUCUAUGUCCUGCAGCAGAAGUUUUAUGACAACCCAGAACUCCGAGAGGAAAACCAGAUAUGGCUCAGAACCUUUGACUCGCAAAGUAGGGCCAGGACAGACAGCUGCAUUGCAAUGGGAGGGAUUUUCAAGGCCAUUAGCAAGAUGAUCGAUUUCCUCCGAACAAUUGUCACCCCUAACGAGGAGCCAUAUGCACACGACGAGCUUAAGAAGGUGCAUGGAAUCAUCAAGUCCAUGAGCAGUGGAAACUUCAACUAUCUACUUUACCUUCUUUGCACAGUUGGCAACAUCAUGCUCCAUCUGGCUAAUCCGAGAUUCCAGAAUGAGUCCAGUAGCCUUGCCACAAACAAACAGUAA